Messenger RNA from Xiphophorus maculatus (southern platyfish), 1144 nucleotides. It is a transcript of the gene selenof, whose product is annotated as selenoprotein F. Gene Ontology annotation, cellular component: endoplasmic reticulum lumen. The record is from RefSeq and is a predicted model, not a curated record. The transcript has 5 exons. Lineage: Eukaryota; Metazoa; Chordata; Actinopteri; Cyprinodontiformes; Poeciliidae. Gene Ontology annotation, molecular function: oxidoreductase activity.
UUCCCUGAGUGAAAUAAUAAAGGACCAUUGUAGUAGUUUCGCUAACAAAGCAGGUUGCAAAAUGUCGGGAGAGGUGUACCUACUUUGGCUGUUGUCGUUGCUGCAGACGCUGUCUGCGUACGGGGCCGAUCUGUCGUCCGAGGCCUGCAGGGAGCUGGGCUUCUCCAGCAACCUCCUGUGCAGCUCCUGCGACCUGCUGGGGGAGUUCAGCCUCACCAAGCUGCAGCCCGUCUGCCGGCAGUGCUGCCAGCAGGAGGCUCAGAUGGAAUCACGCAAGCUCUACGCAGGAGCCAUCCUGGAGGUGUGUGGAUGAAAACUGGGGAGGUUCCCUCAAGUCCAGGCUUUUGUCAGGAGCGAGAUGCCCAAGAUGUUUAAAGGUCUUCAGAUCAAGUACGUCAGAGGCUCCGAUCCCAUCCUAAAGCUCCUGGACGAUAACGGGAACAUCGCUGAAGAGCUCAGCAUCACCAAGUGGAACACAGACAGCGUUGAAGAGUUUCUGAGUGAGAAGUUAGACCGAAUAUAGACACACGUAAAAAAAUAUAAAAAAUUUUUAUAUGUAUAGAACUUAAAUGGUCCCUUAAAUUACCAAGAAAAUGGACUUUAUUUUGGGCAAGUGGGCAAAAAUGUUGCUUUUUGUCUCAUUGGAUUUCUGUCACUGUUUAGCUGUUGGUAUACAACCUGGGCUUGACAGCUGUUUAAAUCAUUGAUCUAUGUUUUUGUAUCUGAUUAUAAUCGGUGUGUCUGCGUGGAUCUCACCAGAUGACUCGACUAAAACCCUAAAACACAUUCAUAAAAUCUAUUUCACAAAGGAAUCAUUUGCUAAGAUAAGCGUUCCUCUUUUUGUUUAUCGGAUAUUGUUGUGAGAUGAUUAUUUUUUAUGACGCUUACCGUUGUGACCAGCAGUAAAUGCAGUAAGAGAGAGUGAAUCCCCGUUCCUCAGCGAUCGCACCCGGCUUUGCUGAGACACACGUCAGUGAAGAGCUCACAGUAAACCGGUUGUGGGAUGUGAGCUCUGAUGGAAAUCUGUGUGUUUCUUCAGCGGCUGCUUUUGAAGAGGAACUGGUUUUCUUUGCAGGGUUUGUUUAUGAGCUGGAUGAUGGGAUAAAUAUGCAACAAUAAACAGAAUAUCUUCAAUUUCUUCUUU